AUGAUUCGUGCUGUUCUAGUGUUCAAUAAUAGCGGGAAACCUCGUUUAAUGAAGUUCUACGACAAUGUGCCCGAAGAACUUCAGCAAAAACUCCUAAGAGAAACCUUCUUUUUGGUUUCGAAACGGGACGAAAAUGUGUGCAAUUUCCUCGAAGGUGGCAGCAACAUUUUUCCUGAACAAAGUUGUCGUCUCAUUUAUCGACAUUAUGCCACCCUUUACUUCGUCUUUUGUGUUGACGCAACCGAAAGUGAACUGGGCAUCCUUGAUUUGAUUCAAGUGUUCGUUGAGGCGCUGGACAAAUCCUUUGAAAGUGUUUGCGAACUCGAUCUAAUCUUCCAUUCAGAUAAGGUCCAUUUUCUGCUUAAUGAGCUUAUUAUUGGUGGCAUGGUUCUGGAGACACACAUCAGUGAAAUUGUCCAGCACAAUGAAGAGCAAAAUAAGCUGGAAAAACAAGAGCAAGGUACUAUUCCAAUGGCUCCUGCUCGUGCUGUAUCCGCUGUGAAGGAUUUAAAAAUUGCUCAGAAGCUCAAAGACUUCAAGCUUCCCGAUAUUCCUUACCUUAAUUCGCGCAUUCACUUGGGCUAG
This is a messenger RNA of Mesocestoides corti, 585 nucleotides long. The record is from the annotation of a GenBank genome assembly. NCBI's taxonomy places the organism in Eukaryota, Metazoa, Platyhelminthes, Cestoda, Cyclophyllidea, Mesocestoididae.